CGGGCCGCGGACCGGAAGCAGUCGGCGCCGGGGCUUUCUGGGAAACGGGGCUGGCGAGCGGCGUUCCUGCGUCGGCCGCGGACAGCGCAGCGGCGGCGGUGCCCGGCCCGGAGGUUUGCGCCGGGAGUCCCUAAGAAGAUAACAGGAUAGUUCACUGAGCCAGUAUCUGUCCUUGGCUUUCUUUUUUUGAACUACUAUAUAUCAGGAUGUCUGCACAGUCAGGGGAAGAAGAUUCAAUACUUAUCAUCCCCACUCCAGAUGAAGAGGAGAAAAUCCUGCGAGUAAAGUUGGAGGAAGAUCCUGAUGUAGAAGAGGGAUCAAGUGUUCCCUGGAACCAUCUCCCUGAGCCAGAAGUGUUUCGGCAGCGGUUCCGGCAGUUUGGAUACCAGGAUUCACCUGGGCCACGGGAAGCUGUGAGCCAGCUACGAGAACUCUGCCGUCUAUGGCUCCGGCCAGAGAGACACACAAAAGAACAAAUUUUGGAGUUGGUAGUACUGGAGCAGUUUGUUGCCAUCCUACCCAAGGAGUUGCAGACUUGGGUUCGAGAGCAUCAUCCAGAGAAUGGAGAGGAAGCAGUGACAGUGCUGGAGGACUUAGAAAGUGAACUCGACGACCCCGGACAGCCGGUUUCUCUCCGUCGACGAAAACGGGAAGUUCUAGUAGAGGAAAUCGUUUCUCAGGAAGAAGCUCAGGGAUUACCAAAUUCUGAGCUUGAUGCUGUGGAAAACCAGCUCAAGUGGGCAUCCUGGGAGCUCCACUCCCUGCGGCACUGUGAGGAUGAUGCUAGGACUGAAAAUGGAGCACUAGCUCCAAAACAAGAGAUUUCUUCAGCCGUAGAAUCUCAGGAAGUUCCUGGCACACUCAAUAUAGAUGUUCCUCAAAUUUUCAAAUAUGGAGAAGCAUGUUUCCCCAAGGGCAGGUUUGAAAGAAAGAGAAAUCCUUCUCGAAAGAAACAGCACAUAUGUGAUGAAUGUGGAAAACACUUCAGCCAGGGUUCUGCCCUUAUUCUUCAUCAAAGGAUCCACAGUGGGGAGAAACCCUAUGGAUGUGUUGAAUGUGGAAAAGCGUUCAGCAGAAGUUCCAUUCUUGUACAGCACCAGAGAGUCCACACUGGAGAAAAACCUUACAAAUGCCUUGAAUGUGGAAAAGCCUUUAGCCAGAAUUCUGGGCUUAUUAAUCACCAGAGAAUCCAUACUGGGGAGAAACCUUACGAAUGUGUUCAAUGUGGGAAAUCUUAUAGUCAGAGCUCAAAUCUUUUUAGACAUCAGCGAAGACACAAUGCAGAAAAACUUCUGAAUGUUGUGAAAGUUUAAAAAAUUACAAAAGUAAUCAGCGCUCAGGUCUUUUUCUUCAGAAAUGAAGACAAAAUUAAAAACAAAGAUGAUUCAUAAUUUUGUUUCCCUAUAGACUGCUAGAAAAUUCACUGGGAAAUGUAAAAAAAUGUCACUGAUCAUUAUUUUGUCAUGAAAGAAAUGGUGUCAUACCUUAGAAUUGAAAUUUUCAACUUAAUUCAGGUAUUAAUACCUAAAUCUUCUUUGUGAUAUUUGUAUUACUUUUUCCAAAUAAUGAACUACCUAAUUCUUUGUCCCUUUCUUAAAAGUUUCCUUUUUAGACAGAUAUUUCUGUGUUGAGCAUUGAAAUGUUCUUUGUAAGGAUAUAUUCCCUUUUACAUUAAAAGGCAAAUUAGAAAUUAUAUUGAAUGAAAAUCUGAAACCAUCUUUUCAAAAUGUCCCCUUCUGUUUCCUCUUAUCUAAUUUGAGAAUGUAUUUCAGAAAAUUGAAGAUGCAGGAUAACUAAAAGCCUCAAAGUAAAAUGAGCCUUAAAACUCAAAUACAAAGUGAUAUAGAUUAAAUAUCUACCACUGAAUGGGAUACCUAGAUUGGGGAAGAUAUACCAAUAUUUUGGCUCAAAGAAUUGAAGUAUAUCAAGAAUUUACCUAAUUAUCUGCCUACAGGAAACUCUGAAAUAGCUCAUCUUAUGUUAUUUGGAGACAUCUCUUACUGAAAAUAAUGCUCUUUUCAUUAGAAAGUGGACAGUCUAACAAGUCUAAAUCUGUAGUAGAAAUUGACUAUGUCAUUAGAGAAUAAUUUGUAGUGAAAGAUCACUGAUACAGGGCAAGUGUAAGCAUAAGAAUAAUGGUCCUGGCUUUUAGGAAACAAAAAAAUUAUUAUUUGCUUUCAUUUUUGUUAAAGACAGAAAAAUCCAUGAAAGGUGGGCAACAAAUAAUCAGGUUUGCAGUUUUAUUCUUUGGUACAAAAGGGUUGAACACCGGGCUAACAAAGCAGUCAUGCACUUAUUGUUAAAACUUUUUUAUACCGAUAAAGGCACUGUGCUUGGUACUGUAACCCUACCAUUAAGUAGGUAGGUAUUUCUUCCACUGUAAAUCAUUGGGUUGACACAUAACCAUUUAUGUAUCAGCCUUUUCCCCCCUGUCAGAGCAUCCUGGGGGAGGUCACCUCUGAGGUUCCCAGAGCCAUAGUUCUCUUACCAGGGUGUUGUAGUUGGGGAAAGGAAGACUCAGUUUAGAGAGCUAGCCAGAUAGCUCGCCAGUAUUCAGAGGUGAGUCUGAGAUACUCUCACACUUUGGAGGUAUGUGGGUCUUAAAAAAAAAAAAAACUAAUCAAUAUCUAGUAGCAUUGACAUUAUACUUACAUGUUACGUUGAAUGGAUUGUUCUAUUUUUUAAAAACUAGUUUAUUAUCAGAAUUGAUUCAGCUAUUUUUUAUUUUCAGUUUUAACAAUUAAAAAUGUAUAAAAGGUAAUACAUUAUAGUAGUAGAAUUAUAUACUCCUUGGCCAAGAAUCCCAAGUACUGUGGUUUGCCUAUUUGGUGGAAAACUCUGGAAGUUACAAUGUAGACUAUGAGAAAAGACUCCCAUAGCAGUAUCAUUGGAAAUAUUUCUGAGUUCCAGAGAUUUUGGUUACAUCAGGUGCUUGGAUCAAAUUAAAAAAUGGAAGGUGAGAUUUGCAUGAGCCUCUUAAAAAGCAUAGUAAUAAAUGCAAGGCCAGCUGGUGGAGAAGUGAGGCAGUACGGAGCUUGUUCAUAGGUUUUCUGAUAACAUUAUAAGAAAUGUGCUUUAUAGAUUAAGAUUUAUUGAAGUAUAAUAUGUAGUAAUGUUAUAAUGUAUUUUAAGUUAUACAAGAAAAUGUAGGGACUUUUGUUUAGGUAUUUUCUCUUUAUGGCUAAGAGGAAACAAGUUACUGUCCAAUAAAAGCUAUAAACACCUUUACUCUAAGAUAAAAUGACCUUGAGUUGAUUGAUUUAUUUAUAACUGACUUCCUUCCAUGUAGGCUUUGAGGUGGCAUAUUUGAAAUAACUGCUAGGAUGACAGUUCUUUAUGUCAGAGUAGGUAAGAGGGGGUCGCCUCUUGGUGGCUAGAAUUUCAUGCUUUUUAGAUCUUGUAUCUUCCUGUAUACAAAGCUUUCCCAAGGUGUAGAUUUGUUAUAAAUGCCAAAGAUUUUUGGUAUAAGAGCUUAAAAAAAGUAGCAUUGGUGUUGGCAGAUAAAAGUGUUUAUCUUGUCAGCUCCAAUUAUACCUACUUGUUCAUUGUUUAGAAUGGAUUCUGAAGCUCAGGCAAGGAUUUGUGGGGAAAAUGGACUGGACCCAAAAAGAUUGAUGGUACACAGGAAGUCUGUGUGCUAAUCUCUGGUAGACUAAGCCCCCACUAGGCAAAUUAAAUAAAUUUAAAGUAAUUUUAAAUGGUUGUUUUGAAAGACUUUCAGUUGUACCUACAGAGAUAAUCAUUGUGAUUUUGGGGAGUGCCUGGCUUCUGAUUAGCAAAAGAGCAGUCACUGUUCAUAGUACACAAGCAGUAUUUGUCCAGUAGACUUUGAUUUUGCUUAUUGCUAAAUUUUCUGGCUCUUUUGGAGGUUCAACGCUCCACAUUCACACCCAGGUAUUUGGCUCUUGAUUGUUUAGUAGCAAUAUGUCUUACCACUUUUACAUACGUUGAAGGGAGGGUUUUGCGUGUUUGGAAUAAUCUGCAUGCCAGAUACUGUAUUAGACACUAAACCUGUCCUUCCUUAGGUUUGUAGACUAACAGUACGAUUCAGAGAUUGUGUGAUUUGCAUGAGGCCAAUUAACUAAACCUCAAAUCUAGUUCUGUGAACUCCUGGGACCUUUUUUUUCACUAUAUGAAUGAUGACCGUUAAACCUUGAUUAGUCAGUUUUAUGCUUUUGUCUUUUAUAAUUACAUUUGAGUUUUCUACAGUACAGAAACAGAAAAUGAAAAAAGAACAUUCCGUUUCUCAUAGUCUUACUCAAUAAUUAUUUGGUUUCUUCUUCUUCCAGACCUAGGUAUGUAUGUAUUUAAGUGAAAAUGUGUUAAUAGUUAACACUUGUGGUCACAGUAUACAGACACUGAGGCUCUUUACCAUGGAUUAACUCCAAAUCCUUGUAGUGACCACGUGAGGUAGGUACACAUUCCCACUUUAGAUAUACUACAUUGAAAGUUUUCUCCCCUUCCUCCCACUUUGAUACACAUUGUUUUUCAUGGCUACUUACAUGACUACAUCCAUUGCAUGAAUAUACUGUCAUUUAUUCAGCACUUAGAGUGGAAAAUUUGUUUGGGGGGGUCUUUUUAAACAUAUAUAUAAAAAGUUUAUAGGUAGAAUUCUUGUACAUAUAUUUAGCUUCCAGUGUGGGAAUUUCUAUAGGCUAAAUUGAUAGAUGUAUGUCUAUUGGGUCAGAGAAUGAGCACAUUUAACUUUGUGGGAAAUAGCAUCAAAAGGAUUGUUACAAUUCCAUCAACAGAGUGCCUGUUUGCUUACACUCCCACCAACAUUGAGUGCUACCACUCAUAGUUUUGGCCCUUUUUCUUUCACUAAUAAAACAUUUUUUCAUGUUUUGCCACUUGAUUUUCCUGUGGUAAGAAUCUGCCCAGAUUUAAAGAGUAUGAAGCUAUAAGACCUUGUACAAAACUCAAAUAUAGAAGAGCAAAACGGCCCAAGAGGCCCUGCGGUGUUUCCAGUCACAUUCCUCUGUCCACAGUUUAAUAGCCACCUUCUAUACAUUUCUUUGUGAACCUACAUGCACAUAUCAAUGCUGUUUUCAAACAAAUGGGAUCAUCUGCUUUCUUUAGGGUUUUGGUUUUUUUUUUUUUUUUAAAUUGGUCUCAAAAACAUUUUGUGAUCUUUAAAUUUCCUUAAUGGUAGAAUAGGAUUCAAUACUAUGAAUAGACUUUUGAUCCAUUCUCUUACAUUGCCAAGUAAGCUUGAGUUUUUUUUCCCCAUCAUUGUGCAUGUGUAUUUCUUUAGGAUGGAGUCAUGUAAGUUAAGUGGAUUGUUGAAUCAAAGCAUGGGCUCUUUGAUACUUAAUUUGCUUCCAAGGGCAUUCAUUCCUAACUUAUUUUCACCAACUAUAUGCAAAGUGCUCAUUUUCCCAUAUAGCCUUACCUACACUCGAUAGUUUUUAUCUGAAGUACAAAAAUGUUUUUAUUUCGCAUUUCUCUGAUUAAUGGUGAGGUUGAGAUUAUAUUUAUUGGCCAUUUAUAGUUUUACUAUGGAUUGUUCAUAUCCUGUACCUGCGUUAGGUGUGGGUAUGUAUUGUUUCUGUCUUUCCCCAUCUUCUGAUAACAGAACCCUUAUUUAUUGUGGGGAACUGAUUCCCUGUGGAUUAGGUGAAUUCAUGACCAGGCCUGGCCUUCCUGAGUUCCACAGCACCCUUGCCACAGUGAUUGAAGAAUGGGCAUGUAACUGAAGCCAGACUAAAGAGCCUUCAACAGAACUACUGCAACUAUUGGAAAAAGGCUCUACGGAGUGUCCAUGAACUAAGAACUAUGUAACCCUGAACCUGCACUUGGUGCAAAGAGACUGAGGAACAUCUCAGGCUAGCAUAAAGAAAAGAGAACUAAGUUCAGAUGUCAUUUUUCUGGAGGCCCUAGAUCCAGCUGUGCCUAAAGCCUGCCCUACCUCUGGACUUUAAAGUUUUGUGAGCCAAUAAAGUCCCUUUCUUGUUUAAAAUAAUUGAAUUGGGUUUCUGUCCUGAUUAAUGUUAUUUGUAUUUUCUUAUUGAUUUGUAGAAAACCUUUGUAAUUAUAAAUUCUAGACAUAUACUUUAUGCGCUAUAUAGGUUUAAUAAAAUUAGCAUGGCCAUUCAUGGUUUUGGCCUCUGUCAA
Messenger RNA from Sorex araneus (European shrew), 6114 nucleotides. RefSeq names its product zinc finger protein 24. Bases 207 to 1313 code for a protein of 368 amino acids. Gene Ontology annotation, molecular function: RNA polymerase II cis-regulatory region sequence-specific DNA binding; DNA-binding transcription factor activity, RNA polymerase II-specific. The transcript has 4 exons. Gene Ontology annotation, biological process: regulation of transcription by RNA polymerase II. Lineage: Eukaryota; Metazoa; Chordata; Mammalia; Eulipotyphla; Soricidae. The record is from RefSeq and is a predicted model, not a curated record.